ACGGUAAAACGGUGGUUUUUCGCCGAUCAGACUGAGCCAUCGCCGAUCUGACAGAGGGAGGCGCUGACACACGUGAUAUGUUCGUGAAAAUGUCUAAAGGAUAUUUGGCCUGAGCCAUCGUCAGCCCCUUGCUUCAGAAAGAGCGUCAUAGCUCGUUUAGCGAUCAUUGGUGCUUCUUGCAGAAAGAUUACAAUGUCGCGGUGGUUAUUGAUAAAUUGUCUUAUUGCCUGUUUCAAACUUCUGCGUUGAUGAUCGCUGCUAUUCCUAAUAUCCUCGGUUGGUUUGCCAUCUCCUUGGCAAAGGACACUACGUUUCUGUAUAUGGGGCGAUUGCUUGAAGGAUUUGGUGUUGGUAUCAUAUCCUACACGGUGCCUGUUUACAUAGCAGAGAUUUCUCCUCAGAACAAGAGGGGCGCUCUAGGCUCUGUGAACCCGUUGUCUAUAACAAUUGGGACGGUGUUGGCCUAUGUGCUCGGCAUGCUUGUUCCUUGGAGGAUGCUUGCGAUGAUAGGAACCUUGCCAUGCACAAUAUUGAUACCUGGCCUAUUUUUCAUUCCAGAAUCUCCAAGAUGGCUGGCAAAGAUGAAUAAUAUGGAUGAUUUUGAAGCCUCUCUACAAGUUUUGAGAGGAUCUGAGACCGAUAUAACCUCAGAAGUGAAUGUUAUAAAGACAGCUGUAGCAUCAGCAAACAAAAGAACGGCAAUCCGUUUCCAAGAGUUAAACCAAAAGAAAUUCCGCAUGCCCCUGAUACUAGGAAUUGGCCUGCUUGUACUACAACAACUAAGUGGGAUCAAUUCUAUACUGUUUUAUGCAGGUAGCAUCUUCAAAGCUGCAGGUCUUACAAACAGCAAUUUGGCCGCAUGUGGAGUUGGAGCUAUUGCGCUUCUUGCCACUGGAGUUACAACCUGGUUACUAGACAGAGCUGGCCGACGGAUCCUACUUAUUAUCUCUUCUGCCGGGAUGAUCCUAAGCCUUCUUGCAACUGCCGUCAUAUUUUUUCUCAAGGACAACGUUCCACAAGAUUCUGACAUGUAUUACAUAUUAAGCAUGGUCUCCUUGUUUGCUAUUGUGGCUUAUGUAAUCACCUACUCCUUCGGUAUGGGCGCCAUUCCAUGGGUCAUAAUGUCUGAGAUCCUGCUGGUUAGCAUCAAGAGCCUGGCGGGAAGCUUCGCGACGCUCGCCAACUGGCUGACCUCCUUUGGGAUAACAAUGACAGCAAACUUGCUGCUCAGCUGGAGUGCUGGAGGUACCUUUGUGUGCUACAUGCUUGUGAGCGCUUUCACGCUUGUGUUCAUCAUCCUCUGGGUUCCGGAGACCAAGGGAAGAACUCUCGAGGAGAUACAAUGGUCGUUCCGCUGAGCUCGGUAGAUUUAUCAUAAGAUGGAAAAAAAAAUUCGAGUUGGGCAUCGUCUACAUUUUACAAGUCUGAUUGCUCAUAUGCAACAUUAUUGUCUGUAGUCCUGUACAUCAUUGUUUCAAUUGACUUUGUAUAGAGGGCGUGGCUGUGUAGCUGGUGCCUCCUUUCAGUUAGGAAGGUGUUGGAUGACCUUAAGCUUUGUCAAACCAGUAGGAGCUUUGGACUACAUCCAAUGAUAAGUACCUAUAUUCACGGCA
Molecule: messenger RNA, 1613 nt
Organism: Triticum dicoccoides
Lineage: Eukaryota; Viridiplantae; Streptophyta; Magnoliopsida; Poales; Poaceae
Product: sugar transporter ERD6-like 4
Exons: 16
Coding region: 249-1358 (369 amino acids)
Biological process (GO): carbohydrate transport; transmembrane transport
Cellular component (GO): membrane
Molecular function (GO): sugar transmembrane transporter activity
Source: RefSeq, a predicted model, not a curated record